UUCAAGGCUCGUGUCACGGACAGCCUGAGCCUGAGUGGCUUCAUGCCGGAUUUCCAGCCACUGAGCAAGCCUUCAAGCGCAGUGCGUCGUUGGACUCAAAUUCUGCGCGUACAGCAUGGAUGAGCUCAUUCAACAUUGUCUCCGAGAACUGUCCUAUGACGGUGACCUUGGCUGUGAUGUCGCCAGACUGCGGGACUUCAUCGAACGCUUCUAUGCUCGUCGCGGUACGACUUUUGGGCAGAAGAUUGACGACGCAUACUGUGCCUUCAUCUGGGCUGUCCUCGUUCAACAGCCGAACGUACGAGUAGGCGUGGUCCCCGAAGGAGCUGGUACGGAGGUAUAUAUAGCCCCGCAGAAAAGUGCGAAGAGGAAAGCCAAAGCGAAAGGCGAGGAGGUUGUCGAAGCUCCCCCAGCCGUCCUCCAAGUUGUCCAGGACGCAGGGGCCCAACCUCUGGACGCGCUCAGAAGAGAGUAUGGCGAUAAGUUGAGGGUCGCUGUCGACCCUGAUACCAUCUUCAAGGCUCUCACUGGGUCACACAUCCGCGAUUCAAAGCUUAGCCCCAUGGUGUACACGGCUCUGCAACUCAUCUCGCGCGGACGUGAAGCUGGCAUCACCAGUGUAGACCUCGCAAGGAAGUCUGGCUAUGAUCCCAAGACGUGUCACUAUCUCAUCAACCAGCUUCUCUCCCUAAAUUUGGUGGUGAAACGCAAGAAGACACAUGUCAGUACAAGUACAUUGGUUCACAGAGAUCUAUUCGAACGCGACGCGAUAUGGCAAAGUAUCGUUGAUGAGGAGAAACAGGCACGGGAGGUCCCGAAACAGAGGGUUGCAGAAGAGGGGUCUGAUGAAGAAGAGGAUCAAGACGAGUCGGAGUUCAGCGGUGGUCCGACUGUGCAAUUCGAUCCUAUCGAUGAAAGGCAUCUAUCCAGCUUGGAGCUCAUGCGCGGGCGUAUCGUGAAGCUGCUUCAGAAUUCUCCGGGUCUCAUGCAUGCCUCUAAGAAUCUGCUGCUAAAACUGGGUUUCGCAAAUCCAACCAAAGCCAAUCGACGACAAUUCACAGCCCGCUGUCUAAAUGAACUCAUCAGACAAGGUGUGAUCGAGAAGGUCAGGGUUCGCGGAAAGAACCAAAAGCUGGUCACUUGCAUCCAUUUGCUGGACGUGAACGACUCGGUUGCGCGGCAAAGUCAAGACAUCCUGCCACAUGAAGAGGGUACGACGGAUGAAACAGAGGGGGGCGACGCGCUCAUCAUGAACCUCACCCUGCACAGACAGAUCAUCGAUCUCUUGGAUAAGUCAGGCGAGAAGGGCCUGACACUUGGUGACCUCUGCAAUGCGCUCGGUAACUUCGACAGACGUACUGUCGAAUUAUUUCUCGAACGCCUUCAUACCAAUUCCCCGCCCCCACACCUUGCUGAUCUCGGCAUCGCCCACAAUUUCGAAUAUGAUCGUCGUGAACGUCACUACAAAUACUGGACCGUCGCACACUUUCGUUUCAUGGCUAUUAAGGAAGACAUCCCAUUACAUCCGUACGAUGUCGACCUCGCUACCACGGGAGGUUUUAUGGAUGUCAACGAGAGUCAAUUUUUCGAGGAUGAAGCCGGUCACAAUGCCUACGUAGACGGCCUCAGACUCGGUCACCUCGCCAAAGCCUCCGGUGCCAGUAAGGCGAAGAGGCCACAUAAGAACCCCGUCCUUCCAGAUGGUACCAUCAAGAGAGGACGACCACGGAAGUCUGCUGCGGUUCCAGGCGUCGAGCCAGCAAGUUCUGCGAAGAUGGCGGGCGUACGAGGGAAGAAGAGGAAGAGAGGCGACGACGUGGAUGAGGGGGCAGGCACUGUCGUGACCAACGACUCCGAGCCACCGUCUAAACGGAAGCGAGGACGGCCUCCGAAGCGACAGCAACACGCGACGGCGCAAGCAUCAUCUGUCCCAGCAGCGAGUUCUGCCGAUGUGACUAUCGCUGCAUCCAAAUCGACAUCACCGCCUGUUCUACAAGAACAAUCGGGCGUUACGAGGGGUGGUCGUCGAUCGAACCGCAAACAAACUGACAGCACUACUGCUGAACCUGCUCUGGGCACUCACGCAGACAAGUCCAUUCCAGCAUUGCCCGUGCCGAGGAAACGCGGUCGACCUCGCAAGCAGCCGUUGCCAGAUGCCGAUUCUACUGCUGCCGCUGCUGCUGCGUCGGGAACCACCGAGGAUGCUCCAUCUCGCAAAGAUUGUUCUCCAGGGUCCUCGCGAGAGAACGUCGAACCACCUCCGACAUUGGAAUUCCCUACAGCCACCAACGUAGUCGAGGUCUGCGCGCAUCAGCACCAACACGAAGACUUCGUAGCUGAAGGCACAGAUAGCGCACGAGCACCACUAAUGGCUGGUCCUUCGGCUAGUCAUGACAUAGACGUCGUUCCCCCACUCAACGUUGAUGAUCGAGCGCCAUGUGUUGCAGUUCCACGAGAGGACGAGCCUCAGUCACCGCUACGCCCUGGCCUUACUGUUGUUGAGGCUUCGUCCGGGGUGGAGAUGCCCUCCAAUCCCCCGACUCCGACAGAUACAAAUGCGUUACCCGAUAGCACGUCGAUUCAGUUCCACAUUCCCAUCGAUCCUACUCUCCUUAACGAGGGGAACACAUCGGCUACUAGUCACACUGGCUCGGCAGCUAAGACGGUGACGGACGCAGCAGAGCCUACAACGAGUAGUCCCGAACCAGGCAACACCGGUGCCAAGCGGGCACAGUCGGAAACAGCUGUGCAGGCACCACUAGCCAAACGCCUGAAGUCUAGCGGAGGUACUGACGGUGCCAAUCGCGAUGCUCGCUCCAAGACGACGCUCAUACAAGCUCGCCGGGAAAGGGAAUUGCUUCGCGUCGUGAAAGAUGCCGGCGGGAUGAUCAACAUCAGCUCCAAGGACUUCUACGAUGCACACGCGGCUUUGGUGGAGAAGGUGACAAGCGCGGGAGAAGCGACCAGUACUCGUAUUGGAUCGCGGAUGGACAAGCGCACGGUCGAGGCAACUAUGAAGGAUCUGGAUGCUCGCGGGAAGAUCAGGCUCAUCACUACGUCGGUCAAGGUUUCUACAGGUACCACUCGACCCAUUCGCAUUGCUUACCUUCCCGAGAUACCCGACGCCGAACUCCAUACGUUCUUGAGCGGCAUCAGCAUCCAGCAGUUUCCUCCUGCGGCGCCGAUCAAGACUUUGGAGGAGCCUGUCGUGUAUGGUGGAGCGAGGCACCAGAUCGCGCGAGGUUCAUCGGUCGCAAACGACUCAGUACAGGAUGACGUUACUCCCACUGGUCGGAAGGGCGCUCACUCGAGCAGCGAUCCGCUGCUAGAUGCCGUCCUCAAUGACAAGAAUACCAUAGCCCAGUCUCAUGGUUUCAUCGUCGGUAGACUUGCGAGAGCCCGGGCUCUGCACCUUUGGACAACCGAUUUCUUGCAAUCGGAGACAUCCAGUGUCAACAUCGUAUCGGCGCGAGAACGGAUCGUCGCUUUCUCGUUCUUCUUGAACGACCUACCUAUCUCCACCUACUGCGCCGUUGUGUCCUCUCAAGUCCAGAGCGACGAGUUGGCCAAGCUCCUACGUUCGCCCGAAGGCGCGCUGACACCCAUAGGGCAACUCUCACCCACGAUACGCGACCCUCUGCAAAUAGGGCGUUGGAGAGCCCGGGAUCGGCUAUUGGGUGUUUUGGAGAUUCUAUGCCGAUUGAAGGUCAUGGACCCCCUCCUUUCCUCACAUUCUGCGAUCCCGGCCAUCACAGUCGAUUCUACAGCUAAUCAUCCUCCCUCGUUCGACGUGGCUCCUGUGGAAACAUGGACACCUGUCACGGCUCCUGGGUACUUUCGACUCAAUGCGUCGGCUGCUGUGCAUAUAUGGGCUCUGUCAGAAGACUCGCCGCCUUUCUGGAAGGGCAUGUCAGUCCACUCUGUUGCAGACAGUAACGAGUAUUGGCGCCAGCUGCGAAUCGCUGCUCAAGACAAGGCGGCUGCAAAGCAGGUCCCAGCUGAAGAGCUAGGAGAGCCUCUGACAGGGGCCAGCGAACUCGGUAGAGUGCUUCGCCGUCCGUCCUCGUGGACUGACAGCUACGCCCUAUCGCCCAACCAGGAGGCUUUCUUGAAGCAGCAUGUGGAGUUAGCGAGCGGAGACACACCAUUGCAGGGUCGAGACGGUGAUCGCUUGGACCGUCUAUGUACUGCAAUCUCCGCACCAAAAGAUGCGGUUGUACGCUUCUACGAGAGCCUGCACAACAAGAUCUUGAACGAAAAAGAGAAGAUGGUUAGAAAGGCGGAACGUAGGGCGGAGGAAUCGAAGGCCAGGGAUGCUCAAUCGAAGGCCAUGAUAGCGCAGAGGGCUGCCCAAGCCAAAGCGCAGCGAGAGCGGGACUGGGACGACAUGGUCGCUCAAGUUCACCCUGCGCCCCUCACGGAUUUGGCCGCUGCCAGAGUCCGUCGUCUUCGAACACGAUUCUUACAGAGCUCGGGGAAGAAUCACGAGAAGUGGGAGAGCGAGAUCGCGCAAGCGAUACAGGAAUCGAUCUUUGCCGCCGACAAGGUUUUGAGUGCCAACAAAGUGCUGCUGGCGAGACCGGUAGUCGCACCUGCUCCGCCACCGCCUGUCGUCGCAACCGCUCCUGAGAAGUCCGUUAGGGAACUCAUAGCAUCCCAGGGUCCCCCACUUGCUCCGCGACAGCCUGUCAGGAAAUCAAAGAGGGGAAAGGAAGCCAAAGACGGAGAUGCACCGGCAAGUCCUGCUCGACGGCACAGAUUCCAGUGGAACAGGGAGUACGACGAACUGGCCCGGGAUGCUUCCGCCAUUAUCAGAGCUCGGUGCCGUGGACACCACAGGAUUGAUCUCGCCGCAUUGAGUCAAGCUUUCCCGGCAGUCCCCAAGAACUCAGUCCGGCAGCGUAUUGUUCACUUUAGAGAGUCGCCUGGCGCUGAUACCUAUCUUCAACGGCUGGAGGACAAGUGGUACGACAUCUGGAUGCAGCAUCGGGGAACGGAGGUGCUACCUGAUGAGGAUCCCGAAAGCCCGAGCAACUUCGACAUGAUUGCGCACUUGGAGUUCCUGCGGAAACAUGUCGACAAGAACGCGCUGCGUGUCGGGUUCGUGGAACUGAGCCGGGACGCGACCUUCGCACUACCCUGUGACGUCGAGCAUCUAACCUCACUUUGGGAGAUCCAGGAAAAGCCGAUCGCGUCCCCUCUCUUUGACUUUGUGUGGAGUGGUUCCGCUGAAGAGGGACGCGAGAAGCAAUUGGCGCUACAUGCGUUUACGACUGAUCUGCGAGAGAUGCCUCGAGUCGUUGAGUACUCUUCGGACAACUUGUUUGUCGCAGAUACCGCGAUGAAGAUGGUACUAGGCACGCCGAAUGAGCUCUACGACAUACAAGCAGCUACUGGGAUGCUACACUCCGUCGGUGAGGAUGCUGUCAAAGCUGCGACAGAAACGAUGCUUGCUCGAGGAGUACUCUCGAAGGUCGUACGAGAUCCCUCUAAGAGCAGACCAGGGAGGACGCUCAAAAUCUCGGACAGCAAUCAAAACGCUAUCGGCGGUUCUAUGCCUCAGGAUGUCUUCCAGGACGCAGCGGCGCUUGAAGACGUUCUUGGCCAAGACGAAGAUCCGGACGCCUGGCGAGAGUGGUCAUUGUUGUCCAGCGAUGGUGAUAUGGCGGCAUUGCUCGACCUGGUCUCUAUCAAUAAGAUCAAUUUCAAGGUAGAUACCUCUAGUCCUCAGGCAAGACGACCGGCCUUCGACUGGAACAGCAAGAAGGCCGACGACGAUGACAUUGAGACCGGCAUCAUGGUCCGUCUAUCGAACCGGACGGAAGAUACGAAGACAACCACAGCGGUCGAGGCAAUCGCAGAACCGACGGAAGUGGCUAUUUCGCCCAUGCAGCAAAUAGCAUUUGAAAUUCCUAUUGAUCCCGUACUAUCAGAUGGUGUUUCGGUGGAUGUCUCGCCAUCGGAACCAUCGCCAGUCACUCAGCACGGUAAAACUUGGGACGGGAGCGCGGCGUUCUGUCAGAAGGAUACGACCGGAUUGGUGGACUGUCAAGCUUGUUUACAGGCCUCAAAAUCGAAGCUUCUACUGACCGUCGGCGACGAGGAGUCUGAGAUUGUGAAUGAUGUUCUCGACGAGCUACAGGAUGCUGUCGCAGAAGGUCUUGAGAAAGAUCACAUCAUGGGGAUAGUUAAGCGAGGACGGGUCCAAUCUGCGUUGGCGGUCCUAACAAGAAUUACGCAUAGUGACACACCCCUUGCGUACUGGACCGGCUAUACUUCCAUGGUUCUCGUGGCGACAGAGCAUAUUAGACCGUGGGCGGUCUGCAUCUCUCAAGGUGCGGACGGGAAGGCGAUGAUACAUCCCCGAAGGUGGCUCGACAUCGCCGGACGGAAGAUCGUUGACGUAUGGGAGGCUGCGUUGAGAGCUAUCGCCGGUGUAAUUCUCUUCCGCCCAGGUGUUACGCAGGCUGAAAUACGCUGGAGAUUGCGAUCUGUCUACGACAGACAGGAGGUCAACGACGUGUUGAGAUAUCUUAAGGAUCAGGGUCACAUUGAACGGCGGGUGGAUGCGCACGUAGGCCAAAGCAUCGAAGUGGGCGAGCCAGACAACGAAGAAGAGCAGCAUGUGUUCUGGUUCAUCAGUGGAGAGAAGCAUUGGUAUGAGUUGUAGCAGAGUGGUGAGAAGCAUUGGUAUGAGCUGUAGCAGAAGUCUUGAGCUGUAUCCCAAUCAGAUUGCAACACACUGUAGCAUACGCACCGAUAAAUCGAUACAGUAGUUAGUGUACCUCAUGAAUGCAUG
Molecule: messenger RNA, 6799 nt
Organism: Rhodofomes roseus
Lineage: Eukaryota; Fungi; Basidiomycota; Agaricomycetes; Polyporales; Fomitopsidaceae
Exons: 16
Coding region: 116-6670 (2184 amino acids)
Biological process (GO): transcription initiation at RNA polymerase III promoter; 5S class rRNA transcription by RNA polymerase III
Cellular component (GO): transcription factor TFIIIC complex
Molecular function (GO): DNA binding
Source: RefSeq, a predicted model, not a curated record